This is a messenger RNA of Priapulus caudatus, 528 nucleotides long. RefSeq names its product glycine-rich cell wall structural protein-like. The record is from RefSeq and is a predicted model, not a curated record. The transcript has 2 exons. NCBI's taxonomy places the organism in Eukaryota, Metazoa, Priapulida, Priapulimorpha, Priapulimorphida, Priapulidae. Bases 1 to 528 code for a protein of 175 amino acids.
AUGGCGCCCGUCUACGGUCGGCAGAUGCGCAUCGAGAUAUGCCGCACGGUGGCGCUGCUCUCGGCGUCUGCUAAAGCAGCUGCGACACGUAAGCAGACGAAUCAUGGAGACGAUGAUACGCUGUUCUACGGACACGGCUACCCAAGCUACGGCGGCGGCGGUAACUACAACAGCUACGGCAAGGGUGGACAUUACAAGAGCUACGGACACGGCUACCCAAGCUACGGCGGCGGCGGUAACUACAACAGCUACGGCAAGGGUGGACAUUACAAGAGCUACGGACACGGAUACCCAAGCUACGGCGGCGGCGGUAACUACAAGAGCUACGGCAAGGGUGGACAUUACAAGAGCUACGGACACGGCUACCCUAGGUACGGCGGCGGCGGUAACUACAAGAGCUACGGACGCCCUAGUUACCAUGGUAACCGAUACAACAAGGGCCACCGUUACGGCAAGGGCGGCCACGGCAGGUAUAAUAACAGGUACUACCCGAAAUACGGAAACAACAGGCACAACAGAUACCAUUAA